Cuscuta campestris is the source of this 2255-nucleotide messenger RNA. NCBI's taxonomy places the organism in Eukaryota, Viridiplantae, Streptophyta, Magnoliopsida, Solanales, Convolvulaceae. The record is from the annotation of a GenBank genome assembly.
AGCCUCUAGGGUUUAAGCGAUGGCAACUUCAACCGCCUAAGCGUUCUCUGAUUCACGAACAAAUGAACAAUCGAUCUCUUCGAUCCGGAAAACAAGUCUUUCUACGAACAAAAAACCUGCUCCAAUGUUGAAUUCCGUCGCCCACACCCUCAAAAGAAAAGCUCUAGGGAAAUUGAAAGCCUUUUUAGCGAGAUUCGACGAAGAUGAUCAUUUGGAAAGUUAUGAAGAAGAGAGUUCUAUUUACGAGCCCGAAGAAUUCAUCAUUGAUCAUACACGAUGUUCUCCCUCAUCCAGUUGUGGAAGUGUGGAUUGCGUAAUUGUUCAAAUCGGACGCGCUGAUGAUCGAGAUAGAUUCUUAGAAAGGCUUACGACACCCACCGACCCACGGGAUGGGAAAUCUUGGAGAUUUCCCAUAGAACCUUUAAGAAGUUUCAUUAUCCUUCAUUCUGUGAAAUGCAUAACCUCAGUCGUGCAUCACAUUGAUUUUUAUGAAGUUGAUAAGAUGGGUUUGACUCCACUGUGUUUGGCAACUUUGGCUUCUUGUCCUGAAUUGGUUAAAUUAUUCCUUGAAAAAGGAGCUCCAACAGAUGUUAGGCUCACAGUUAGUGUGAUGCUUCCUCUUAAUUAUUCACUCCAUUUGUUAAGCAAAUACAUGAUUUAUUUUAACGUUCUGACUCCAGAACAAUCACUUUACAAGAUGCUUAUCACUCUCUGCCUUCCACAGCUGAGAUCAAAGUUGGAAUGCGUGAGAUUGCUCGCUGAGAAGACAGAGGAACUCGGUGAAGAAAUUUAUUACUAUGCAAAGCAUGGAAGGCUUGUUGAGCUGGCUGUCUUACUUUUGGUGGCCCGGGAUAAGGUUACUUCUGCAUCAUUGGUUAAGAACUCCUCUUCAUUGAAUGAAAAGGAUUGUAGAAAUCUAGAUCAUUGCAUGUCUCUCCGGGAGUUCAUCGUUUUCGAGCUAGGACAACUGAGUGCUCUUGAAGUGAAACUGGAAUUUCAUUGUGAAAAUGGUAAGUUAUUGAGUUGCUGCAAGGAAAAACAGAAUCUGAUGAUAUCGGCACUGCUAUUGCUUGAAAUUUUUGAAAGGGCUGGCAAAACCAUCGAGAGCUAUUUAAAAACACAGAUGCCACAAGAGAAAAUUGUGCAAAUACUUGAAGAAGCGGGCUUUUAUUUGGAAGACAGGGACACUGAUAUGAGCCAUGUUGAGAGUUUCUCGUGGCCAUCAUUCUUGAUGAUGUGUAGCGUUCCUACAAUUGGAAAGCAUGCAGAAAAACCCAAUCAAUUGGCUCUUGGACUUCACGAAACUUAUAAAAAGCACAACUAUGUCUGCUCCCUUCCAACAUUAAAGUAUCAUCGGGAAUGGCUUGGUUUCCAUACUCCCCUGGGAACAGAAUUGCAUAGGCCUCUACAAUCGUCUCUCCAGACUCUGCCUAUGCCACAAGUAUGUUGCGUAUUUGGGAAUCAGGUAUAGCAGGCAAGACAUCCAACAUAUAAGCAGCCAAAGAAUAAAGAUGGUGUUUGAAGGCCACGGAUUUUGGAGAUGACUAUGAAAUCACCAGAAUGGACAUCAUUUGGGUUAGUCAAUAUUGUUUUAAGGGAUGAUGACUGGGUUGAAUGUCUUGAGAUGGUUUCUUUUGUCAGCAAAACCCUUGAGAACCACGAGAGCAUAACUCAGAUCAAAACUGAAUCAAUUGUCGAGCUAUUUGUGGGAUCUGCAGGGAAAUCAACAAGUCCUAAAAUAGAUUUGCGAUGACAGAAGGUUGUGAUGGCGGGGGGUGGUUGCCUUCAACGAGAAGUCCUAGAACAGAUCUGCGAGGAGGGCUUGCGGGUUGUGUUCAAUGACUGUCUUCAACGAGAAGACCUGGAAUAGAUCUAUGACAGCGUAAGGUAAUGGCCAUUAUUGCAGAUUUAUGCUCAUGUACCUUUACGCCCCUACUGUAUCUCUCCGACCUCCUAUUGCACUAAAUACUGCAACUCUUACUAAGUUUUUCUACAAUUGUCCUGAAAAUGCAUUCUAGGUUGCUCUGUUUGGAACAUCAUUUUCAUUGUUGCAGAGAUUUGGUGCUAUAGCAGUAAGAAACUUGAAUCCUAAUUUAAGAUAAGUUUAAAAUUACCCAACGAUAAGUGUUGAUUGUUCUGAAUUUCUUAAUGGCUUUGGGUAACUUUCAGCGAAAUGGGGCAAAACUCUUUGCAGUAGGCACCACUUCUUCUAUGGAAACAAAUAGAUUUGGAGUGAGUAAAUCUUGAAGGACGUA